This is a messenger RNA of Exaiptasia diaphana, 1637 nucleotides long. RefSeq lists its product as uncharacterized. Lineage: Eukaryota; Metazoa; Cnidaria; Anthozoa; Actiniaria; Aiptasiidae. The record is from RefSeq and is a predicted model, not a curated record. The coding region runs from base 185 to 1246 and encodes 353 amino acids. The transcript has a single exon.
AGUAGGUGACAGCUAUCACAUCAAAAGCAUAGCGUUUGUGCACUAGACUGUAACAUUAUUGUGAGUCUCUAUCAAUGACAUUGGAAUAGUACUAGCAAUUCGCUCAACUGUGAACCAUUCAUUGAAAGUAUUAGUUUUACGUUCUUAUUUUAACAUUUUGAGAAGAAACUGAACAAUAGCCAACAUGUCGAGCGUUGGYUCAAGGACUGGACUAACGGGAUAUCCCAAUGGCCGACUGCAYAGCCCCUCAUGUACUGACGAAUUCGACUAUCCUACUGAAAGUCAUCCUCUGCAUCCAUACCCGCGUCGUCCUUCAUCUUAUGAAGAAAUGAGCGGAUCCGGCGAGUACACACCWGAAGGACAKCAUCAUCAGUACGAAGAUCCGAGGCUUCUUGCUCGUCAAAUAAGAGAAGGUCCACCUCCUUGUAAAAGUGAGAUYACCGUGAAACCGCGAAAAAAGACAAAUGAACUAUAUGAACGUUGUCGURCCGACAGCAAUGGAUCCGAAAACUCRACCGGCAGAAGAGUUUGCUGUCGAGAUGCGAUGUGUUUCUUGGUAUCUUUGUCGUUUAUYAUGGCGGUUGGUGCCUUGGCUCUYGUAAUUCUGGUCAUUCUUGGUCAUCUAGUCACUGUAAAAUGCGGAAAAUGUUUGGAUGAAGUUGACCCCAAUAUGCCGGUAUCAGGCGCCAGUACGAUGAACGCCCAUACAGAAAGAAUGCUGAAAAUGAUAAGAGAACUACAAGUGAACCUAACAUCGUUAAAUAGAAUUGUUCACCAGAGAGAAAGAGUCAUAAAAGAACUAUUAGAAAAAGAAAAAGYACAUGGUCAAAGGCUCGUCGAGCUCUCUCACAAACCGACAACAUUAGUUAUCAGAAAUGCAAAGUACAACAUGACUAAACUACGUGGCSCUCGCGGUCCGCAAGGUCCAAAAGGAUUACCCGGACCUCCGGGAAAAGACGGAAAGCCGGGAAGUGGUAACAUUUCAGCUUGUGUGUAUAAAAUGGGCCAGACCAAAUUCGCUCCCUCUGCAGGUUCAGGUCACGAUGUCUUUGUAWWUGAGCCAAAGGGAUGGUUAAUUAUCAGUGCAACAUGCUCAACUGAAGGCGCUUUGGAGAGCAACUUGGUUCGAUAUAAKCGUGCGCAAGUUGUGCAGUAUMAAUGCCAAUGURGAGGAAAGUCAACAGUGAAAAGAACAGGGUCUGCCACCUGCAACAUACAUUACUGGCAAUGUCCUAGAUUGACUUAAAACAUCAGAUAUUCUAUGAAUAAUUUAAUUUUUAAGAAGUCAAGAUUCAUUUAUUUUUAUCAGUAAUUGUGUAAUAGAAAAAUCAAAGGUCAUUCCAAGGUAUGUACUUCUAGACAUAAUGUUGAUCAACUGCCAACCCUUUUAUCAACACAUCUUUGUUCUGUAAAUAUUAACUCAGUAUUAGGACUUUAUCCAGUUGUUGGAAUUGUGAUAGUUUACUUUGCUGAAAUUCUUUCAAAAAUAGAACAAUUGGUUCAGUUGAUCGUUUUAUCUUAUCGCUAAACAACACAGUUAAUGGUGAUGUUAGGUUUAGUGAAAUGAAAUCGAUUUUGAUGUAUCAUGUURUAUAUUAGAAUGAAAUCAUAUUAAUAAAUUUUGAAAUGCAACUAAA